This is a messenger RNA of Lobosporangium transversale, 1784 nucleotides long. RefSeq names its product major facilitator superfamily domain-containing protein. The record is from RefSeq and is a predicted model, not a curated record. Gene Ontology annotation, molecular function: transmembrane transporter activity. Lineage: Eukaryota; Fungi; Mortierellomycota; Mortierellomycetes; Mortierellales; Mortierellaceae. Bases 63 to 1784 code for a protein of 573 amino acids. The transcript is spliced from 3 exons. Gene Ontology annotation, biological process: transmembrane transport.
CUUCUUAAUACUACACCUCGCCUCAAGUACCUAUUAUACACAAGUAGUUUCAUCUUAAUAAUAUGGCCGAUAAACAAGAAUAUGUUGCGGAGGCCGAAGUCGGUAUUGCUGAAUCCAAUGUCUCGGAUACAAUCGCCGAGAACCUGCGCUACGAGGCAGAGCACGAGACAAAGGAGCAAGCGGCUCUUGAUAUCGAGAUGGCUAAAGCCAGGAAGAUGGAGCCUCCUUCUAGGCGCUGGAUCGUCCUCGCAACUGCCACUCUGGGGGCCUUGUUCGUCUCCUUGCAAGGCUCUGCCUUGAUUGUAGCUCUGCCAGAUCUGAUGAAGCAUCUUAAUAUCAAUUUUACUACAAUCAUUUGGGUUCUUUUGACCUACACUUUGGCCAUCACAGCAACUGUACCCUUCCUCGGUUACGUUGGUGAUGCUGGCUUAAAAGGAAUUCGUUGCCGCAUGUUUAAUAUUGGUUUCUUAGUCUUUACUGUGGGGUCUCUUCUCUGUGGCAUUUCUCAAAAGAAGUAUAGUGGAUACGAUCUUCUCGCCUAUCGUGUCAUCCAAGGUCUAGGGGGAGCAUUGUUGUUCGCCAACUGCUUUGCUGUGGUUGCUGACAAAUUCUACCCAUACAACCAAGUCGGUCUUGCCAGUGGUAUUAUCAACAUUGCAUUUGCUGCUGGAACGAUCCUUGGCCCUGUCAUUGGUGGUGCCACUGUCAACGCCAGUUGGAAAUGGGUCUUUUUCUUCAACGUACCCUUUGGGGCUGUUGGAACGAUCGCUGGGUUCUGGUUCUGUCACGACACGAUCUACUCUCAUGUCCAGUACGCGUCCUUCAGCAAGAUUGUCAAAUCCUUUGAUUACACUGGCUUUGUCAGCUUGACUACUAGCAUCUCAUUGUUGUUUGUAGUUGUAGUUAGCGCCUUGUUCCCUAACGGCAAAGUCUCAGAGACAGGCUCUUUAGUCGGCAUGGGCGUUGCGUUUGGCGUCCUCUUUAUUGUCUUUAUAGUUCAACAGGCAUUUGUCCGUGGUGGAAAGCGUUUCAAUGCGCUGACCCCUUCCUUCAUGGAUUUCCGUCUCUUUACAAACUCGGUCUUCAACAACACUGUUGUCCUGGGAGGCCUUGCUGGGGGUGUGGCGAGAACGAAUUUGACAUUCUCCUUUAUCUUCUUUUUCCAAGGCCCAUACAGUAAGGAUCCUUUGAUGGCCGGUAUUCUUUUGAUCCCUUUCGGUUUAGGUAUCAUGCUUGCGGGUAUGCCCUCUGGCAAGUUGGCGGAUACGAUUGGGUUCCGAUAUCUGUGCUUUGCAGGCCUUGCGCUCGCUUCUGUAACCACUCUGAUCAUGCCCUUGGUCAUUCAUCCUGAUACCAAUACUUGGGCUAUCUCCGCCCUCUUGCUCGUCAACGGUCUCGGCUGGGGUCUCUACUCUUCACCAUCUGCCUCGAUCUCGAUGUUGUGUAUUCUUCCCCAACAGCGCGCCUCGUCAUCUUCUCUCCGCAUCAUGUUUACGAUGUUAUCACAAAUGAUUGCUAUUGUGAUCUGUUUCAAGAUCAUUAUUGCAGGUAUGCCGCCAGCAGCCGUGGAGGAGCUAUUCAUCUAUGGAGGUGGUAUUGAUGUUCAAUACCUGGAUUCCUUUAUGCAUGGCUGGAGGAUUGUCUGCUGGAUUACUUUUGCAAUCACACUGGUUUGCUGUGUCUGUGCCUGGGCAUUACCUGUGAGGCCAGUCAUUGCCAUGCCUGAGGAAGAGCCAGGGAAGGAGAAUGCAUCCGAGAUCUCGAGUACUGUUGAACCCAAGUAG